Messenger RNA from Scatophagus argus, 2661 nucleotides. It is a transcript of the gene fshr, whose product is annotated as follicle stimulating hormone receptor. Gene Ontology annotation, biological process: follicle-stimulating hormone signaling pathway; male gonad development. NCBI's taxonomy places the organism in Eukaryota, Metazoa, Chordata, Actinopteri, Scatophagidae. The record is from RefSeq and is a predicted model, not a curated record. The transcript is spliced from 14 exons. Gene Ontology annotation, cellular component: membrane. The coding region runs from base 219 to 2336 and encodes 705 amino acids. Gene Ontology annotation, molecular function: follicle-stimulating hormone receptor activity; protein binding; thyroid-stimulating hormone receptor activity.
CUCCAUCAUUCACUACUACAUGACAGAAAGCACCAAAGGACCUCACACUUCUUCUCUCCUCGACCUGAUGCUGAACCCCGAGCGGACAGACAGACAGAAAAAUCAUUCAUAUUAAAUGUGAAGGCCUGCUUACAAGUCAACACAGAGACAACAAUGAAAUUUUAAAGGUGGAGACCUCAAACAACAACAACAAUCUGGACUGGGAAUCAACUGCAGUGAUGAUGAUGAUGAUGAUGAUGAUUUUCAAAAUGUUAAUGACUGUGAUGAUGACCACUGCAGCAGCCUCAGCGCCAGACUUUGAGAUGGACAUUAAACCCGGAGUGGAGACCAGCUUGACCAUACGAACUCAGCGCAUCUGCGACCAGCUGAGCUUCGGGGUCACGCAGAUUCCCUCCAACAUCUCGAGCGACACCCGAUGCCUGAAAGUGAAGCAGACGCAGAUCAGAGUGAUUCCUGAGGGAGCCUUCAACAGCCUGCAGCACCUCAGGAAACUCAUCGUAUCGGAGAACGACAUGCUACAGAGCAUCAGCACGUUUGCCUUCGCUGGCCUCCCUCAGCUCACCACAAUCUUCAUCUCUGAGAAUGCUGCCUUAGAGAAUAUAGAAGCUUUUGCUUUCUCUGAUCUUCCUGAACUUGUUGAAAUAAUUAUAACAAAGUCAAAACAUCUGAGGUACAUCCACCCAGAUGCAUUCAAGACCAUUGUGAAACUAAAGUAUCUGACCAUCUCCAACACCGGACUGAGAAUUUUCCCAGACUUCACCAAGAUCCACUCGACAGCCCAUGACUUUCUGCUUGACCUGCAUGAGAACAGCCACAUAGAGAGAGUCCCCGCCAAUGCUUUCAGAGGCCUCUGCUCUCAAACCAUCACAGAGAUACGGCUCACCAGAAAUGGCAUCAAGGAGGUGGCAAGUGACGCCUUCAACGGCACAAAGAUGCACAGAUUGUUCCUAGGAGGCAACCAGCAGCUUACUCACAUCAAUCCCAACGCCUUUGUGGGUUCCAGUGAGUUGGUGGUACUAGACAUUUCCCACACAGCCCUCAGCUCCCUGCCGGACUACAUCCUUGGUGGUCUGCAGAAGCUGAUCGCAAAGUCCGCCUUCCAUCUGAAGGAACUUCCUCCACUGCAGCUCUUCUCCAAACUCCACCAAGCCAACCUGACGUACCCAUCACACUGCUGUGCCUUCCAAAACAUCCACAGGAACAGAUCAAGAUGGAGCUCCCUGUGCUCCCACCCAAAGGCUCCAGAUAACCUGCACUUCUACAGGGACCACUGCUCCAACUCUACCUCCAUCACUUGUACUCCAACCCAAGACGAUUUCAACCCCUGUGAGGACAUCAUGUCCCCUGUGCCCCUACGGGUCCUCAUCUGGAUUGUCUCCAUCCUCGCACUGCUGGGGAACGCAGCGGUUCUUCUGGUCCUGUUAGGCAGCCGCUCCAAACUGACCGUCCCCCGUUUCCUCAUGUGCCACUUGGCCUUUUCUGACCUCUGCAUGGGCAUCUACCUAGUAGUCAUAGCAACUGUAGACAUGCUCACUCGUGGUCGGUACUACAACCACGCCAUAGACUGGCAGACGGGCCUGGGCUGCAGCGCUGCAGGCUUCUUCACGGUGUUUGCCAGUGAACUGUCAGUGUUCACACUAACAGCAAUCACCCUGGAGCGCUGGCACACCAUCACACAUGCUCUGCGGCUCGACCGUAAGCUUCGUCUGCGACAUGCGUGUAUUGUCAUGACAGCAGGGUGGAUUUUCUCCUCCCUUUCUGCUUUGUUACCCACACUUGGGGUCAGCAGCUACAGCAAGGUGAGUAUCUGUCUUCCCAUGGACGUGGAGUCUCUGGUGUCUCAGGUCUAUGUGGUCUCUCUACUCCUCCUCAACAUCCUGGCCUUCUUCUGCGUGUGCUGCUGUUACCUCAGCAUCUACCUCACCGUCCGCAACCCCUCGUCAGCGCCGGCCCACGCCGACACCCGCGUGGCCCAACGCAUGGCCGUCCUCAUCUUUACCGACUUCCUGUGCAUGGCUCCCAUAUCCUUCUUUGCCAUCUCAGCCGCCCUCAAGCGUCCUCUCAUCACCAUCUCAGAUGCCAAACUCCUGCUGGUCCUCUUCUACCCGAUCAACUCCUGCUCCAACCCCUUCCUGUAUGCCUUUUUCACCCGCACCUUCAGGCGAGAUUUCUUUCUCCUUGCAGCUCGCUUUGGCCUGUUUAAGACCCGAGCACAGAUUUACCGGACAGAGAGUUCCUCAUGUCAGCAGCCGGCAUGGACCUCUCCUAAGGGCAGCCAUGUGAUGCUGUACUCCUUGGCCAAUACGCUGAGUGUCGAUGGGAAACAUGAGUACUGACUGUCAUUUAAAAAGAGAUGAAGACGUUUUACCGGAUUGUGAUCAGGAGGUCUCCUCACAGAAGUCCUCUUAUGUCUAUGGGGAUGGCCAGAAUCUAAUUCAUGAACAUCUCGUAAUGUUGUAAGAAACUUUGGUGCACUGAGAGAUGUACUCUGUAGAAACAGUGUCAUAGAAAUUCAAGUAAAUAUGGUACAGAACAGCUGAAAAUACUAGAUUAAAUAGAUUAAAUAGCUGUCCUGGAUAACUCCUUGUGUUUGUUUUACGUUUAUUGGAAUACCGGAUGGGUGGAGUUUACUGCGUCAUAACAACAGAGUUCAAAUGUGAA